CAGGAAAUAGUCAGCUUCGAUUGCAAAGCUUCAUGAUACGCUCUCUUCUCCAUCCUCUCCCCACCACCACAGGGGGCACAAACAGAAAGCCAUAAUCGGCUAAUGACCUAAAAAAGCUGUCUUUUUUCUCAAAUUAUCUCUGGGAUUUCUAUCCUGUCCCUGAAAUUUUGUUAUUUUCAUCUUUGAAUUCGAAAUUCCAUAGCUAAUUUGAUCUUUGAAAUCGAGGAGCGUUGUUGAUGGAGCCUCGCGUUGGCAAUAAGUUCCGGCUUGGUCGGAAAAUCGGCAGCGGCUCCUUCGGAGAGAUCUAUCUUGGGACUAAUAUUCAGACUAAUGAAGAGGUGGCUAUCAAGCUUGAAAAUGUAAAGACAAAGCACCCUCAAUUACUAUAUGAGUCAAAGUUGUAUAAAUUACUACAAGGAGGAACUGGAAUCCCCAAUGUGAAAUGGUUUGGCGUUGAAGGCGACUAUAAUGUCCUUGUGAUUGAUUUACUGGGACCGAGUCUAGAAGAUCUAUUUAACUUCUGUAGUAGGAAGCUCUCUUUGAAGACUGUUCUUAUGCUUGCGGAUCAGAUGAUAAACCGGGUUGAAUUUGUUCAUUCAAAAUCAUUCCUUCACCGAGAUCUCAAGCCUGACAACUUCCUUAUGGGCUUAGGGAGGCGUGCAAAUCAGGUCUAUAUUAUUGAUUUUGGGCUGGCUAAAAAGUACAGGGACUCAUCAACUCAUCAACAUAUUCCAUAUAGAGAAAAUAAAAAUUUGACAGGAACAGCCAGAUAUGCAAGCAUGAAUACUCAUCUUGGAAUUGAACAAAGCCGGAGGGAUGAUUUGGAAUCGCUUGGCUUUGUGCUAAUGUACUUUUUACGGGGGAGUCUUCCUUGGCAGGGGUUAAAAGCUGGCAACAAGAAACAGAAAUAUGACAAGAUUAGCGAGAAGAAAGUAUCCACAUCUAUAGAGGCCCUGUGUCGGGGCUAUCCUGCGGAAUUUGCUUCUUAUUUUCAUUACUGUCGGUCACUUAGAUUUGAGGAUACUCCAGAUUAUGCUUAUCUCAAGAGAAUUUUCCGAGAGCUUUUUAUUCGUGAAGGUUUUCAGUUUGAUUAUGUUUUCGACUGGACAAUUCUUAAAUAUCAGCAAUCGCAGCUUGCAAAUCCUCCUUCUCGUGCUCUUGGUGGUAGUGGAAUGAACUCGGGAAUGCCUCGUGCUGUUGCUAAUGUUGACAGGCAACCAGGUGGUGAUGAAGGUAAACCUCCUGCAAAUUUGGCACACAGUAGAAGCACAAAUGCUGGAAUCAAGCAGAAAAAUUCAGCUAACGACUCAGGCAUGGGUAAAAUGCUAUCGAGCUCGAGUUUCUUCCGAUUAGGUGGAUCUUCGAGGCAACCUGCUGUAUCCACUAGCCGCGAUGCAGCAACUGCUGGGGCUGACCCCGACGCCCCCCGCACUCGUGGAACAGAUGCAGAAGCACCACACAAAAUGUCUAGUUCUGCUGCCCAGAGGAUCUCUCCAGUCGUGCCGUCUGAUCACAAGCGCAACCCCACAUCAAGAAACGCGAAUUCAAAAAAUUUAGAUUCCACCCUUAAAGGCAUAGAGGGUCUAAGUUUCAGCAAUGACGAGAGAUUGCCACACUAGCCCUUGCUUCAUAUUUUCUGGCUGUAUAUUUUCGUUUGGCUUGAAACGACUUGGCUGUGGUUGUUCCCCCCGAGGGCACUGUAAGCUGAAGUUAUAGGGCACGAUAACUGGAAACCGCAACUCCAAGAAGAAGAAGAGAAUAAAGAUGUCAUCAGGUUGCUGACACAAAACAUCAAGCUCCAUCUAUGCUGUUUCAUUUCUCCUGUUUUUUCAUUUAGACUUGAUGAAAGCCUUUCCCCCUUUUUUCCCCUUUCAUUUGUAUCUUUUUACAUAGUUUCCUGUAUGGGAUGCCAGCAUGAAAAAGGCAUCAUUAUAUUAUAUAAUGUAUAUCCAUGAAAACAUCAAAAGAGCAAUGUGUGGAAUAACAUAACAUAUUCUUUUUGGUGGAUUGCCUAUACAAAUUUGCU
Messenger RNA from Ipomoea nil (Japanese morning glory), 2026 nucleotides. RefSeq names its product casein kinase I-like. Gene Ontology annotation, cellular component: nucleus; cytoplasm. Gene Ontology annotation, biological process: signal transduction; peptidyl-serine phosphorylation; endocytosis. The record is from RefSeq and is a predicted model, not a curated record. Gene Ontology annotation, molecular function: ATP binding; protein serine/threonine kinase activity. Lineage: Eukaryota; Viridiplantae; Streptophyta; Magnoliopsida; Solanales; Convolvulaceae. The transcript is spliced from 14 exons. The coding region runs from base 237 to 1619 and encodes 460 amino acids.